Phanerochaete carnosa HHB-10118-sp is the source of this 377-nucleotide messenger RNA. RefSeq lists its product as uncharacterized. Lineage: Eukaryota; Fungi; Basidiomycota; Agaricomycetes; Polyporales; Phanerochaetaceae. The record is from RefSeq and is a predicted model, not a curated record. The transcript has a single exon. Bases 7 to 216 code for a protein of 69 amino acids.
GUCCUCAUGCUUAACCUUCAUGUAGAUCGACAAGAGGACCACCACCUUGGGUUUACGUACGUGCAGGGUAUGAACGUGCUAGCGGCGCCGUUUCUCUACACCAUGCCCUCCGAGCUUGAGGCAUUCUUUUGCUUUGCAAAGUUCAUCGAAGAGUCGUGUCCCCUGUAUGUCCAACCUACCCUGGAAGGCGUCCACCGAGGGCUUAAGGUGAGCUAAUCUGGCCCCCAGUCUCGGAGUGUAGAGGUUACAAUAUGUGUCAUACUAGCUUCUUGAUCGGUGCUUGAAGAUUGUCGACCCCGAGCUUUACGCCUAUUUGCGUGCCAAGAAUUUAUCUGCGGAGAUUUAUGCCUUUCCUUGUAAGUUCAUGUAAUUCAUAA